Molecule: messenger RNA, 2942 nt
Organism: Acanthopagrus latus (yellowfin seabream)
Lineage: Eukaryota; Metazoa; Chordata; Actinopteri; Spariformes; Sparidae
Gene: cdc42ep1a
Product: CDC42 effector protein (Rho GTPase binding) 1a
Exons: 4
Coding region: 737-1936 (399 amino acids)
Source: RefSeq, a predicted model, not a curated record
CAUCUGAUCCACGGCACCGCCCCUUCCUCCCCUCAUCCUCCGCGCUGCGCCGCUCCGCACACCCGGCGCACCAGCGGGACAGUCCGGCUGCAGCACCGGCUCACUCGGACCACGCGAGCCUGGAAGACAGCUCCUGCUGGAGGGAUAAUUAACCCGGAGCCAGCCAGUCUCCUGUUUUCUUGCUGUCGCAGCUUCCUUUGGAGCCAGUGAAGCUGCCAAGGAGUGUGGUAGCAGCCAGGCCUUUCCCAAAAAAGGGGCACCCUACCAGGGGUAACGGAGGGGAUAGAGGAUUAGAGAGGAUAAUCCAGGAUGGUUCCAUGUUGCGACCGCAGAGCCGUGUGCAGCUGGACUCAGACCUAUUUCUGAGCUGAUGUCGACAAAGCCAAAGCCAGAGGCAAGCGGGGGAAACCAGGCGACCUGACCACAUCGCUUCCAGGAACACAACUGCACAGUGUUCUCCUCAAUUUAUGUCUGUUUAAUUGAGCCAGCUAUGCAUAACAACGAGCUACAAACAGUGGGACAGAGUUUGGCCUGCACAUGAUAAACAGAGAUAAUUUUCCAGUGAACUAUUUGGCGUUACAGGCCUGGAGUUGAACUUCUUUCCCUUAGAAAUUAUCUUGGAUUAACCUUUGAGAGGAGAAAGUUUGAGAAGUUUGCUAGUUCAUUUUUGCCAUUCAGUGGGAUUUAAGGACAUUGUUUCAGUCUGAUUUUCAAGAAACAGUCACCUCGUUUGACCAUGAAUCUUCAGGAAAAGCUGUCAGGCCUCAAAGGCCUGGUCACACACUCCCACAGCAAGCGCCGCUAUAAAGGCGACCUCACGUUGGACAUGAUCAGCCCUCCUCUGGGUGACUUCCGCCACACCAUGCACGUGGGCCGCGGCGGCGAUGUAUUCGGGGACACCUCGUUCCUCAGCAACCACGGCGGCUCGGCCAACGCGAACAACGGGGAAUCGGAUUCCAUUUCCAGCCCCGACAACAAGAUCGGGGCGUUCUUCUCCAGAACGCUCCGGCAGAUCAGGAGGGGCUCCGACAACCGUCCCAGAGAAGUAUCCAAAGAUCUGUCGCCGCCGCCACCUCCCGUUUCUCCCAUCAUCAAGAACGCCAUCUCCCUUCCCAGGCUGGAUGUGGAUAUGCCCAAUGGGAGUCCUACCACCAAACUGCUGUUCGGCAGUUCUCAAAGCACGCCAGAUGAGAAGAAAAGCUCUUAUGGUCUCGACUCUGGUUUCGUCACUCUGCCUCGUCUCUCCCGCUCUGAGCGCCAGCAGCCUUCCAUCUCCCUCCCCAUUUCCUGCUCACCUAACAUCCACCGCGGCUCUCUGACCGACCCCACCGACGCCAUCUUAUCCACUUGCUCCGCCUCCAUACUUACUUCUGACCCCAAACCCACCACCACCGCCUACUCUGACUCCCUUCCCUCCCUCACCUCCCUGGACACCUUCACCUUUGACCUGGGCCCCUCCCUCAUGAGCGAGGUGUUCGGCCUGAUCGACGGCCACCACGAGGAGCACGGCCACGUCUGGGAGGGAGAGGAGGCGGGCUCAGCGUGCGGGCUGACCACUGAGGGAUCAGAGAUGGACUCGGCCACUAUCUCAUAUGUGGAUUCGCUGUUGCGAGAGGACUGCGGGGGCGGGAAGAGCCCGCAUCAGGUGGAAUGGGAGGAGGAAGACGGGAGCGUGACGGGGGUGAACGGAGUUGGGCUUUCUGUUAAAGUGCCUGACGUGGUGAUGGGAUCCCCUGAAAGAGUGAGGUUGGGGAUAGGGAUGGAGAGCGAGCGGUUCCAGAGUGCUACAGAUGUGCUCGCACGCCAUUAUGGCGGCAGCCUCUUAAAGGGACAGAGCAGGAUGGCAGUGGCAGAUUCAGGGAUGAUGAUCAUCAACCAGGCGAAGAAGAACAUGUCCUACAGUUACAUGGACGACGAGGAUGAAAUCAAAGUCUGAGCCAAGCAAAUCAGAGAUGCUGUGACACUAAAGAGCAAAAAUAUUCAUCUGAUGUAUGAUUUCUCUGUUAACUCUGAUCAAAUCAACCAUCUAAAAUAUUUUUACGGUCAGAGGCUGGCUCUUUCAACAGGAUGGAAACUACAACGUGAAUCCAGUGUCCUUAAUGUUGGAUCCUUUACUUUUAUACCAAUCGUGCUUCAAGGAUGUACAGUUCCAAUGCCAAAGUGUUGCUGAAUGUAUCGAAAAGGAGCAAAAAGACUUUUUGAAAAGGUCAUGACUUUAAAAGGACUGAAACACAGUGGAGUGUGAAGAGGCACGGGGACAGUGAGGGUGUGCCAGCAAAUGUGUUUGAAGAUCGUGUCAAAGGAAACACCUGCUUUAUUUACUUGACGCCCCUCAUUCACUUUAUACUUCACACACUUCCUCACAAUGCGCGGGCGAAAGAGUCCUGGUCACUAAUGAGAACACAAAGAGGAAGUGGGGAUUAGACAAAUAUAUUUAAUCUUAAUAGAACCUUUUUUUUUUUUUUUUUAACAACCUUCACUACCAUCUCCUGUCAAUGUUUCUCUCAGGAAUACACUACCAGGAAACCAAAAAAGGGAAGAAGAGAUCUGGAAUCUCGAUAAACCAGAGAGAUUCGAACAUCUCACUGAUUAUACUACACGGACUGAGGGAAUAAGACUAAGUAUUGCCGGUAUUUGCUAGCUGCAACUAAAGCCUAAAAUCAUAUAAUUGCUCAUUUUAUGCUGCAAAACUUUCAAUAUAGUUACCCUGUGCACCUUCUAUGAUUAUGAAGUCCGACUCCUGUAUUGCUUUUUAUAGAAGAAUUGUCAUUUAUAUGUUCUUUUAUACAAAUGUACAUGAAGAUUUCGAUUGACCUCCUAUAAAUAUGUACUUACAGUAAGAGCACCUGCAGUACGCAGUGCGAUUCACAUUCAUAUGCUGCAGUCAGUACCAAUGAUAUACUAUGAUGAUAUAAAUUGACAAUAAAAAAUGUUUUUAGUUA